GACGCUCCGCCGGGGCGCUUCUGCCUCCCCCCGCCCCGUUUUGUUUGGAGAGGGGAGCGGGGCGGACGACAUGCCUCAACUGCACAGGGCCCGGAGAAUAGCCUGCGCCGAGAGCCUCCCGGAGGUCUCAGAGGGAGCCAAAGGAGCCGCUGGGCACGCCAACCCCGGCUACUCCAGCGGGGAUGAAAAAGGGGAACCCUCCCAAGGGAACGACGCGGCGGCGGCGGCGGGGGACGUGGAGGACCAGCCGCUCCUGAGGGGGAUUUUUGAGGUCAAGAAGAAGAGCUGCGACGUGGUGCUGAGCGCCCAGAGGCUUAGAUGGAGCCGUAUCACGCCUGAGAGCCCCCUAGGAGGUUCCAGUAUUGGUUUACACUGUAAGGAAGAAUCUGUUGAAAUGAAAGAUGUAUUUUCCAUAAAAUUGAAACGUCGUCGUUUUGCUGGGCAAGAAAAAGGAGGCAUACUAUUAGGAAUUACUAUUUUUGUGUGUCUAAAUAAAGAAGGCAAUAAACUUAAAGAUGCCACCAUCCAUCUAGGUAACAUAAGUGAAGACCAUUGUUACUUAUGGUAUAGGUCUUUGAAGACAGUUUUGAUGGGGUUUCCAAAUCGGCCAAAGUCAUUAAAAGUAUUUGUCAAUCCAACUAGCCAUAAAAAAGAAGCUACUCGGAUUUAUUAUGAGCAAGCUGCUCCCCUCUUCAAACUGGCUGACAUUAUGACUGACGUUACUGUUACUGAAUAUGAAGGUCAUGCUCUUACGCUGCUCAAGGAAUGUGACCUAAAUUCUUUCCAUGGGGUGGUUUGUGUUGGUGGAGAUGGCACUGUCAGUGAGAUUGCUCAUGGUCUUUUGGUUAGAGCCCAGAUGGAUGCUGGAAAGAACUGUGAUAAUGCACUUGUACCAGUCAAAUCACAACUUCCACUUGGGAUAAUACCAGCAGGUUCCACCAAUAUUUUGGCACAUACUCUGAAUGGAAUCCAACAUAUACAAACAGCAAUAUUGCAUAUAAUAUUGGGGCAUCUAAAGUCAGUGGAUAUGUGCACCUUCAGUAGCCCUUUCAAGCUACUUCGCUUUGGAUUCUCUUCUAUGUUUGGCUUUGGAUCAAGGACUCUAGCCUUGGCUGAAAAGCAUCGCUGGAUUCCACCAAAUCAGCGUAAAAAUUUUGCUGUAAUCAAGACCCUAGCAAACCUCAGACCAGAAGAUUGUGAAAUAUCAUUCCUCCCAUUGAAGCAUCUACAGCAAGAUUCACAAGAAAAUGAUAGAAGGAAGGAAGGGAGACUUAAACCAGACCGCACAGAUGAGUGGCAGAGAAUCCAGGGUCACUUCCUGAACGUGAGCAUUAUGGCAAUCCCUUGUCUCUGUUCAGUGGCACCAAGAGGUUUGGCACCUAAUACCAGAUUGGAUGAUGGAAGCAUAGCUCUUAUAACUGUAAGGAAUACUUCCCGGCAAGAAUUCAUUAAACAUUUGAAAAGAUAUGCUAGUCUGAAAAACCAGUUCAGCUUUCCUUUUAUUGAUACUUACAUUGUUGAAGAAGUAAAAGUCUGUCCAAGAAUUGGAAUGAAACAUAUCCCUGCAGAUAAUCUAAAUUGUAUAGGUUCUGAAGAAAAUACUUAUCCCUGGAACAUAGAUGGAGAUUUAGUGGAAUGGGCAACAGAAGUUCAUAUCCGGUUAUAUCCUCAGUUGAUUAAUCUGUAUGGAGGAAAUGUUGUUAUUUUGGAUAAUCUGAAAGAAUCCUGCAGUUGUAUUUAGAAAUGAUCUAUGAAAAAAAGGUUACCUUUCCAUCCCAAUCAUAUUUAUAUGACAAAAAUUGCAUAAAGAAUAUGGAAGCUCGGAUUAUUCAAGUUAAUAAUAUGCAAGAUUCAACUCAGAACGAAGUUCAGAGUCAUGAGGAAAUACCCCCUUUCUUAUUGGGACAAAUGCUAUCACUUUCACCUUCAGGUUGGAUUGAGGCAUAUUUUGUGAUUCCUGUUUUGGGUUUUGUAUGCAAAUCACACACAAAUUUUCAGGAAUGUUAAAUAAUUAGGGGAGAUUGCCUGUCCAAUUUUAGACAAAUAAUGUAGACUUUGGGGAAGUCAGUUCUUUCAGUUUUAAAAUUAUUGUGGGUUCGAGUCUGUAACUUGUUUUUGGUAUUUAUUCCUAACCAUUUUUCAGACAGCUAGGUCAAAGUGAUGGAAGGAGGAAAAAAUUCACUGACUGCCCCCAAGUGGAUGGUGUCCUCUGCACAGGGAAUGAUCUGACUUAAAACAUCAUGCCCAUACUAUACCAGGGCUUUUCAAACUAUUUCAUGGAAAUCUAGCAAUCCGAAAGAAUGUGAUGUACCGUAGUUCCACGAGAAACUAAAGCAUUGCUGCCCAAAUUGGUUGUGUUUUUUUCCCCUUUGGGUAAUUACCCAUAAACCCAUUACUCAAUCACAUCAGGGACGUUUAAAUAAAUUAAAAGGAUUUAACCUACAUUGGGUAAAAAAAAAAACCUUUAUGAUAAGCAGUUUUGAGGUAAUGAAGGGAAGUUUGGAAAGCAUUGUACUGAAGGCAAAACAAAAAUUCAGUUGAACACAGCCAGUUUUCUAUCACUGAGUUUUGCCUCUUGAUCAGUUCUAGAUUGGGUUCAGGUCUUCUGAUAGUUGAUUAUAACAAAUGGAUCUAUUCCAUUAAACUGGGCAGUCACCUGACCCUUUUAGAACAUCUUAAAGGAUUCCUUUCUAAUUCACAAAUUAAAGAAUGUUUGAGGUGAGUUAAUAAUAUAUUACCCUUUUUAAAAUUGAAAUAGAUCUGCAUACUACUAACCAAGAAUAUUUUUCAGUUUGUUCUUUAAAGCAAAUACUAAAAUACUUAGCUAUAAAUUGAAAUGAUUUUAUAUGAGAAAAUAAAAGUUGGCAUAUCAACUAGACAUGUCAACAUAGUUUCAAUGGUUAAUAAUUUGGUAGAUUUUGGCUGGUUUUUGAAAUAGAAAUCAGUGUGUUUGUACAUUGUGAUCUUAUAUUAAGCCUCUGUUCCUUAUCUAAUUCAUUCGUAAAUAAAAUCCAGCAAAAGCACAUUCUUUGCAUUGUUUCGUUUUGUAAAAAGUACAUUAUUUGGAAGAUGACCAUAUCCUGGAAACAUGAGAUGUCUUCACUGCAUGUUAUUUCUCUCUCUCUGUUGUAGUAACUAUUAAAAUACAUACUCUAUCUGUGUGCAUUACUCUGGGCUACAAAGUCUAUUCCCUGCUUGCUGUGUGGUUAGAAUUGUCUUCUGUUCAAUUGUGCCCAGUUCUUGGACUCUUUCUGGACUGUUUUCUUGGCAAGUUUUUUCAGAAGAGGGUUGUCAUUGUCUCCUUCCUAGGGCUGAAAGUGACUGUCCCAAGGUCACCCAGCUGGCUUUGUGUCUAAGGCAGGGCUAGAACCACUACAUCAAACUGGCUUUCUGACUAACACAGAGAAUUAUUAACAUCACUGGGGAUGUGCAGUAUCUUUGAAAGAGGGGUUCCAUAAUAAAUGGGACUGUAUUCAAUGCACUCUUUAGUGAUUAACUCAGCUGCCUCUUUUUCAUCCAGCUGCUCCCAGUUGUCUCUGCAUAAACAUCCAUUUCAUGCAAAAGAAAAGUAACAUGGGAUCAGUUUCUGAAAUACUUGCCUGCUUUAAUAAUUUCAAGAAAAGGGUUUCAUGCUUGGUUCCAUUCACAGGGAAGACUUUCACAGGUUUAUUACAGCCCUAGUAUUUUAUUUAAAAUAAACAUAAAUAACAACAUAAAUGACUUAGAUGAAGGAAGGGAAGGGAACUCAUCAAAUUUGCACUAAGCUUGCAGGAAUACUCAACAAUCUAGGAGACAAGCGCAGGUUCCAAAAAGAUCUUGACAGACUUGAACAAUAGGCUCUAUCCAACAAAAUGAAAUUUAAUAUGGAGAACAGCAAGGUUUUGCAUUUAGGCCAGAAAAACCAAAGGUACAAGUACAGAUUAGGUGAAACCUUGGCU
Messenger RNA from Notechis scutatus (mainland tiger snake), 3938 nucleotides. It is a transcript of the gene CERKL, whose product is annotated as CERK like autophagy regulator. Gene Ontology annotation, molecular function: lipid kinase activity. The record is from RefSeq and is a predicted model, not a curated record. Lineage: Eukaryota; Metazoa; Chordata; Lepidosauria; Squamata; Elapidae. Gene Ontology annotation, biological process: phosphorylation; sphingolipid metabolic process.